Musa acuminata subsp. malaccensis (wild Malaysian banana) is the source of this 1027-nucleotide messenger RNA. Its product is annotated as deSI-like protein At4g17486. Gene Ontology annotation, biological process: protein deubiquitination. Lineage: Eukaryota; Viridiplantae; Streptophyta; Magnoliopsida; Zingiberales; Musaceae. The record is from RefSeq and is a predicted model, not a curated record. Gene Ontology annotation, molecular function: deubiquitinase activity.
CGAGAGAAGCUGGACCCUCUUCCCCUCUCCUUGGGUCGAUGCCGACGUGCUCCUCUUCGCGAUAAGGGAAAAGGAUAACCCUAAAUCUCGCCGACCCCGGUUCUUUCUCUGAGGGAUUCCUCGUCGGAUUCUUGAACGCGACGUCGAAUCGAGGGUGGGAGGUGGAGGAUUCGAUGCGGGAUUGGGGGUUCUAGGGUUGGUCCGCUUUCGUUGCGCCCCCGGCCGAGUCGGACUAACAUGCGCUCGAUUCUGUCGAGAUGUUCGUCCGUGAAGGGGCUGAGCGGUAGGAACGGAGAUGGGAGCGGCAGGACGCACCUCUACCUGAAUGUUUAUGACUUGACGCCGGUGAAUAACUACCUGUACUGGUUCGGGAUCGGCGUCUUCCAUUCUGGGAUCGAAGUUCAUGGCAUGGAGUAUGGAUUCGGAGCACACGAUUACUCGUCUAGUGGAGUAUUUGAGGUGGAACCGAAAAGCUGUCCUGGUUUUAUCUUCAGACGGUCUGUGUGGUUGGGUACCACCGAUAUGUCUCGUUCAGAAUUUCGUGUAUUUAUCGAAGACCUUGCUGGAAAAUAUCAUGGUGACACCUACCACUUGAUCAUCAAGAACUGCAAUCAUUUCACUGAUGAAGUUUGCAUGCGUUUGACAGGCAAGCCUAUUCCAGGAUGGGUAAAUAGACUUGCCAGAUUAGGGUCAUUCUGCAACUGUAUUCUCCCAGAGAAUAUUCAGGUUACAGCAGUUGGACAAGUACCUGCUAAUCCAGCUUAUUCUGAAGAUGGUUCAGAUUCAUAUGCUUCAUCAUUGAUAGACGAAAGCGAUGAAGAAGAUGCAGAUCACCACCUUCUAAAGAAACCAAACGGUGAUUUUGUGCAUUCAAAUGAUGUGCCAUUAAGGAUUGGUAGAGAUGACAUCUGACUUAUUUGUGUGCUUUCUUAUCUUUGUCACUGUUUCUAAUGUAACCACGAAAGUUACUGUACAAUAUCCUUUUACUAUUAAUCUUCUUGGUGGCUAAUGUUGCAGAGUUUUCACA